Molecule: messenger RNA, 1995 nt
Organism: Prunus avium (sweet cherry)
Lineage: Eukaryota; Viridiplantae; Streptophyta; Magnoliopsida; Rosales; Rosaceae
Product: pentatricopeptide repeat-containing protein ELI1, chloroplastic-like
Biological process (GO): RNA modification
Molecular function (GO): protein binding; RNA binding
Source: RefSeq, a predicted model, not a curated record
UGUUUCUGUGGCUCUAAAUAAUUGAUGCCAGUGCAGACCAAAAUAUAAAAUUUGGGAGAAUCAUCUAAUUUUCUCCCCCAGCCGGCCAAAGUAUAACAAUUUGGAGGGUUCACAGUGAGGUGUACAAGGCCUUUACUUCUACUAAACUCUAAGGUUCAUCUCCAACAACAAUUAGCAAUUUAUAUGGCAAUCAUGGCUGCUCUUGCUCCUCCGUCUCUUGCCAAUCAGAACAAGUUACCAUCCUUCUCUUCGAAAAUCCCGGUUAGAAUGCCAACCACUCUGGUUUUUCUUCAAAUGUGUAGCAACUUCCAAGAAGUAAGACAAGUACAUGCUCAAUUAGUUGUAUCAGGACUGCUUGACCGCCCUCCAAAUGCAGGGAGGCUUCUUCAGUCCUAUGUUACAGUGUCACAAAUUUACCAUGCCUCAUCAGUUUUCAAUAGAAUAUCUUGUCCUGAUGUAUUUGCCUUCAAUAACAUGAUCAGAGGAUUGAUACUGGGUAAGUGCCCAAAUAAUUCUUUGUUGCUGUAUAAUAAACUUUUACUAGAUGGCUUAAAACCAGACAAUUACACUUAUACCUUUGUUCUUAAAGCAUGUUCCCAACUGAGUGCAAUCUUUGAAGGUAGACAAGUGCAUUGCCGGAUAGUUAAGGACGGCACAUCAAUGGAUACACACGUUCAUAGCUCACUAAUACACAUGUACUCGAGUUCAACUGACAGUUUGGUCUGUGCAGAACAAGUUCUUGCAAGCUUCCCUGAAGAGAACACGCUUGCGAAGAACUCGUUGAUUUCCGGGUACCUCAAUCAGGGUGAAGUAGAGAAGGCUAGAGAAAUGUUUGAUAACAUGGUAGAAAAGGAUGACGCAUCAUGGAGCGCAAUGAUAGCAGGGUACACAAAGAAUGGUAUGUCUGUAGAAGCAUUAGGCCUCUUUCAGAAAAUGAUGAUGAUUUCCGAAGUUUCUCCAAAUGAGGCAACCCUUGUGAGCUCAUUGUCUGCCUGUGCUCAUUUGGGAGCUUUAGACCAAGGAAAAUGGAUACAUGCAUAUGCUGAUAAAAUUGGGGCUAAGAUUAGUGUCACUCUUGGUACUGCUCUCAUAGACAUGUAUGCCAAAUGUGGCAGCAUUGAACAUGGCUAUGAAGUCUUUAAGAAGAUGCCACAAAAAGAUUUAGUUGCUUGGGGGGUUAUUAUUUCUGGUUUUGCCAUACACGGGCAAGCUGAAAAGUGCUUUGAACUGUUUGAUGACAUGGUUGCUAAUGGAACUUAUCCGAAUGAGAUAAUUUUUGUGGCUAUUUUAUCUGCUUGCUCCCAUGCCGGCUAUGUUGAAAUGGGAUAUCAGUACUUUUAUCAAAUGGUGCAUGAGUAUGGGAUAAGACCAUCCAUUGAACAUUAUGGAUGCAUGGUGGACCUUCUUGGCCGUGCCGGGUGGUUGGCUGAGGCAGAAGACCUUAUCAUGUCACUGCCGGAAAAGCCCAAUUCGGUUAUAUGGGGUGCGUUACUUGGUGCUUGUAGGAUGCACAAUGACCUGAGGAGAGGGAACCUUGCUUUCAAGCACUUGACUGAACUUGAGCCAAUGUCUGGUGACAGAUAUAAACUUGCAGGGCUUAUGUUCGCUAAGGCUGGGGAAAAGGAAACGGCAACUAAAAUUAGAAAGCUCAUCAGAGAAAAUGACUUGGAGACAACUCGUGGACUGAGCUUCAUUGAAAUAGAUGGUGUGGUCCAUGACUUUGAAGCAGGGACUAUUAAUCAUAGCAAGUACAAUGAAAUCUACAAGAUGUGGGGGGAAGGGUUAAUAGAUUUUUAGACAUAGAUGCAAUUGAAGUUAGAACUCCAUCAUAGCAUACAUUUUCGAUGUGGGAGAGGCCAUAGAUUCUUCACAUCUUAUUAUUUUAAAGAUGUUGAUGCCAUGCAAUUAAGUCCAAUUUUGGUACUUAUUAAGAGGUUGUACACAUCAAUGGUCUCCUGUGCUCUCUAAGUUGGAAAAUUGCAAAAUUGAGGAAAA